Coffea eugenioides is the source of this 1604-nucleotide messenger RNA. RefSeq lists its product as uncharacterized. The coding region runs from base 249 to 1391 and encodes 380 amino acids. The record is from RefSeq and is a predicted model, not a curated record. Lineage: Eukaryota; Viridiplantae; Streptophyta; Magnoliopsida; Gentianales; Rubiaceae. The transcript is spliced from 2 exons.
GAAAUUGCGUUGUGGUUUUCUAGAAUGAGAGCCAAUAGAAUUCUUUUCUGACAUAGUAGUAUGAUCUUCAAAAAUUUAUUUCUUUCUCUCUCCUCUCAUUCUAACUGGUUUUUAACACAGACCAUUUUUCUUCAUCUCUCUCUCUAAAAACCCUAAUUCAACACUUUCUCUCCUCUCUUUCGAACAUGACAAGAUCAGAGUGAAUGCUGUUUGAGCGAUCAGUUGUUGCUGCGUAGAUGUAGAGAGAAAUGGAAGCUAAUACUUGUGAUAUAAAUCACUUGGAUGCUGAUGUGCUUUUACCGCCUCGAAAGCGGCUUCUUGCUGGGCUGAAAAGACAGAAUUCUGAUGUGAAUCCGCAAACUCCUACCAGUGCUUCUAAUGGUGGGAGCGAAUUUGAUUCCCGCGUUAAUAAUUUAAUGAAAUCUCAUUUGAGUAACCCUAACUUAUCAAAUGAGGAGAUUGUGGAGGCGUCUAGAUUGGCUGCCGUAGAAGCAGCCAAGGCAGCACAGGCUGCUAGGGCCACAGCUGAAGAGAAAGCUGCAAAAGCAGCUAAGGCAGUGGCUGCUGCAAAGAGUGCCCUAGAAUUGGUUGCUACUGUCUCUGAGGAGAUUGAUAAUGGAGAAAAAUACUUGAAGAAGAACAAGAUGAAGAAGCAUGUACAAGUCCAAACUUUGUAUAAUAAGCCAAGAGGGUCUCAAGGAUGGAAAACAGAUGAAGAAUUAGCUCGAAAGUUGCAUCGGGCCAUCAACAGUUCCCCGAGAAUAUUGAAGAACACUUCUACUUCUGACUCCAAAAGUCACAAACAUAAGAAACUUAAAAGGUCAUCUUCUUUUGAGAAGACAGCAGUUAGUAAUGGUGGUACUGUUUUGCAUGUAAACCAGGCUUUGGCUAGCAAUGGUAAUGGUAUAGCUGGUGGGAUGGAUCAUGAUGGUUCUGUCCAGGAUGGUUACAGGGCAAAAGUAGAUUUAAACAUACCAAAUUUCAAUAAAGCUGAUGGACAGAAGAUGGAAAGUAGGGAAAUGUUGAAACAUAGUAAACCUGACUUACUAAUCAUGGAAAAUGGGGAACCAGAUGCAGUUCAAUCGAGUAUGAAAGUUGGGGUUGAUGAUGAUUCUGGCCUUGGUAAAAAGAAGGGGAAGAUUAAGCAGAAAAAGUUGCCUUUGAGCAUUUGUAGUAUUAGGGAUCUAGAGAACCCUAAGGAGGAUCUGAAAUCUAAGAGCUCGUCUACAACUGACAACAAUAGGGCCAAAGUUAUUGGCAAUAGUAAGUCCAUCUUUUCUGUAGGGCCUUCUAGUGAGGGUGUCAUGCCAGUUGAGAGAACAUCGAUGUGGAAGUGUCAGGCAUUCAAGGCUCCUGCUUGUGUCAAACAAAAUAAAGUGAUGCAGUCUUAGUGUUCAUAUCUGAAUUUCAGCAAUUGGCGGCUGCUAUUGUAGGAGUUGUGAGCUGUGGUAGUUUUUUAAAUUUAUGCAUUUCAUAUAGAUUUGAUCCCCCCCCUCCCCCUCACCCUGUUGGUUUUUUGCUUGUCAAUGGCACUGUAAGACUUGAAGUUACUUAUGUGUAUAUUGAAGUUUUUUCAAAUUGCUUGCUUAUACAUUUUGUGCCAA